CUCCGAUUCAGAUUUCUCUCUCUCUCUCUCUCUCUAAGCUCUUUCCAUCUCUUCUUCUGCUUCUGCUUCUGCUUAUUUUCUCUCUGAAAUCUGUGGAAUUUUGAUCGAAUGGCGAAGACAGGCAACAAGAACAUACAAGCCAAGCUGGUGGGUAUUACUUGGGGACAUGGGAACCGGAAAAACCAGUUUGGUUUUGAGAUUUGUGAAAGGCCAGUUUUAUGAAUACCAGGAAUCUACCAUUGGAGCGGCCUUCUUCACUCAAGUUUUGUCAUUAAAUGAAGCUACAAUAAAAUUUGAUAUAUGGGACACGGCAGGACAAGAACGGUACCAUAGCUUAGCUCCAAUGUAUUACCGUGGUGCAGCUGCAGCUGUUGUGGUGUAUGACAUCACAAGCAUGGAUUCAUUUGAACGAGCCAAAAAGUGGGUCCGCGAACUGCAAAGACAAGGAAAUCCAAACUUGGUAACAGUUUUGGUGGCGAAUAAGGCUGACUUGGAAUCAAAAAGAGAGGUGCAGAAUGAGAUAGGGGAGCAAUAUGCUAAAGACAAUAGGUUGCUUUUCUUUGAAACUUCUGCAAAAUCUGCACAAAAUGUCAAUGAGCUUUUCUAUGAAAUAGCAAAGCGAUUGGCGAAAGCUGCCCCUUCAAGGCCUGGUGGAAUGAAACUGCAUAGCAGAUCACAAGAACGGGGAAGAAGAGGGUUUUGUUGCUCUAGCUGAUUGCCAGAACUUGGUCAAGGUACCCCAGAAUUAUUUUGCAAGGACACUGUUCCAUGAGAUGGAUAUUCAUUGUGGAUGAUCAACGUUCCAGAGGAGCUUCACUUUGUAUGAAUAUUUAUUGUGUGUAUAUUGUAUCUUGCAAUUGCUUUCAGACAUUUGAAUUGUUUUUAUUUCUGACAGUUGAAUUUAUGUAUAUGUUCAAUUAUGCAACAAGUGAAUAUGGAACUGAAAGUGAAUAAAGAUGCUACAAUUGAAUUGUUAGCUAUCAAUUCAUUUAACAGCUUCAGCUGUUACAGAGAGAGAACUCUAAUAUUUAUAUUAUCAACAUGUUUUCUUA
Messenger RNA from Camellia sinensis, 1052 nucleotides. Its product is annotated as ras-related protein RHN1. The record is from RefSeq and is a predicted model, not a curated record. NCBI's taxonomy places the organism in Eukaryota, Viridiplantae, Streptophyta, Magnoliopsida, Ericales, Theaceae. Gene Ontology annotation, molecular function: GTPase activity; GTP binding.